Miscanthus lutarioriparius is the source of this 522-nucleotide messenger RNA. Lineage: Eukaryota; Viridiplantae; Streptophyta; Magnoliopsida; Poales; Poaceae. The record is from the annotation of a GenBank genome assembly.
AUGGCCGUGCAGCGCGGGCUGUUCGCGCCGCGCCGGGGCGACGUGGUGCUCGCGAGCGCGCCCAAGUGCGGCACCACGUGGCUCAAGGCGCUGGCGUUCGCCACCAUGGCGCGGGGCGCGCACCCGCCGGCGCACGACGCGGCGCACCCGCUCCUCCGCCUCAACCCGCAUGACUGCGUGCAGUUCAUGGAGAAGCUGUUCGCCGCGGGGUGGGGGAGCCGGGUGGAUGCGCUGCCGUCGCCGAGGCUCAUGGCCACGCACAUGCACCACGCGCUCCUGCCCGCCUCCAUCGCUGCCAACCCCGACUGCUGCAAGAUCGUCUACAUAUGCAGGGAUCCCAAGGACAUGGUGGUUUCUAUGUGGCACUUCGGCAGGAGAAUGCAACCCAGCCUGUCGUUCCUCGACGUGUUCGAGCCGGCCUGCGACGGCAGCGGUUUGAGCGGCCCCAUAUUGGACCAUGUCCUCGGGUACUGGAAUGCCAGCAAGGCGAGCCCAGAGACGGUGCUGUUCCUGAGGUCCUAG